GUAUUCUAGCGGGCAACAUGGUUGCAAUCAGCCUAGUUGUUCUCCUCGUAUUGUGCAAUGGUGUUAUUCCACACUACGAAGCCAAGUUCAUUGGAAGCAACGAAGAUUGGGAUGUUCCUUACUCCUUUUCGUACGAACCAGAUAAUGUCACGUGGGCCAAAACAGAAAAGCCAACAAAUGCAACCAGCACAAGUGCCACUACUACACCUCAACCAGACUACAGUCAUCUGUAUCAAGCUAUUUCUUCACUAACGAAGCAGGCCACGACGUUCAUAAAAAUGUUGAAUGAAUUCAAUGAUAAAAACUAUCGGUCGCUGGUCAGAUUACUCAGCCAAAUUUCGUCUUCUCUGUCAAACCCAUCAGAUUUCGAGAACGUAUUGCAAACUUGGGUAAAGAUAGCUGAGGGAUCAGAACAGCUCACCGAAAAUUUUCUUCAACGGAUGUCUGCUCUAGUUGAGCCCAACAGACCAGUUGAGCACACAACCGUACUGCUUUCAAACUUGAAGAGCUACCUGGAAUCAUAUAUCUCCGAUGUAUUGAAACGGCAAGACGUAUCGCUUCAAACGGCUUUUGAUAUGCUGGAUCGAGACACGCUGACUAAAGAAGAAUUGACUCUACUAGAUACUCUCUUUGGGUUCCAGCAACAAAUUCAAGCACAUUCCUUUAAAACGCUGAAUGAAUAUGUCGAUUUGGUUGACAGCUUGGUGGCGGUUACCAAAGACUCACGCUAAUCCAGACUGUUUUGCAUUACGCAGUAGACAUCCCAAAUUGUGCAUCAUUAUCCGUGAUACCAAGUUGAUGUUUGCGCAUCUGCUAAUUGAAUAAAUGCACGCAUGAUUCUC
Messenger RNA from Dicrocoelium dendriticum, 842 nucleotides. NCBI's taxonomy places the organism in Eukaryota, Metazoa, Platyhelminthes, Trematoda, Plagiorchiida, Dicrocoeliidae. The record is from the annotation of a GenBank genome assembly.